Messenger RNA from Psylliodes chrysocephalus, 570 nucleotides. The record is from the annotation of a GenBank genome assembly. Lineage: Eukaryota; Metazoa; Arthropoda; Insecta; Coleoptera; Chrysomelidae.
AUGGAUUUUGCUGGUAAUCGGAAAACUAUUCAUUUUUUAAGCGAUGGGGCUUCAACCCAAUACCGAAAAAUGUUCCUCUUGAUGGUUAACUUCAUUUCCCAAGAGUUGCAAGUCGAGGAGUUGUGCUGGCACUAUAGCGAAAAGAGGUACGGAGAACCACCAAAAAGAAGACUUCACUAUGAAGAUGUUGAUUCCAGUUCUUCUGAUGAAGACAGAAAUACGCAUCCAAGAAAAAGACUUCAUUUUGCAGAUGUAUAUUCAAGUUCUUUCAAUGAAGACGAAAAUGCGCAAUUAGCUUUACGUCUUCAAGAUAAUAAGAGGUUUCUAGUUACAGAGGAUGAUCAUAGUUUUCUUCGGGAAAGAUCUUUGCAGAGUAGCUCUGAUCAGAAUAUUGUUCCAGAAGAUUCAUUAUCCGUUCCUUCAGAGCGUCAGAACAUCUUUCCUCGACAGUCAGUCCCUGUUGAGUUUAAUGAAAAUAGUUGCCAUAAUAUAACUAACUGCAAUGAAAAUGACUACGUUGUCGUAAAAUUUUGCUCAAAAAAGUCACUAAGCAUUACAUCAGUCUACUAA